Messenger RNA from Patella vulgata (common limpet), 6911 nucleotides. RefSeq names its product fatty acyl-CoA reductase 1. The transcript has 14 exons. Gene Ontology annotation, molecular function: alcohol-forming very long-chain fatty acyl-CoA reductase (NADP+) activity. Gene Ontology annotation, cellular component: peroxisome. NCBI's taxonomy places the organism in Eukaryota, Metazoa, Mollusca, Gastropoda, Patellidae. Gene Ontology annotation, biological process: long-chain fatty-acyl-CoA metabolic process. The record is from RefSeq and is a predicted model, not a curated record. The coding region runs from base 147 to 1709 and encodes 520 amino acids.
GCGCAACCGGGCACCGGUAAUGGCAACACCUUAGCGGGCACGCUUGGAUAAAUCAGAAAAAGGCGUGUGUGAUUUAUUUUAUCAAAUAAUGCUAAGGGAACGGUGAAGUCUGAGAUUUAGAUGAAAAAAUAACAUAUAAAAUAAAAAUGACAGGAACAACUAGUGAAAUGGGUAUUAGUGAAUUUUAUGCCGGUCAGACAUUAUUAAUAACGGGAUGUACCGGGUUUAUGGGUAAAGUUCUGUUAGAAAAACUCUUACGAUCAUGUCCAGAAAUAGAGAGAAUAUACGUACUUAUCCGAUCUAAACGAGGUCAAUCAGCAACAGAAAGAUUAGAAACUUUAUUAAAAUCAAAGUUAUUCGAUAAAGUACGAAAUGAGACUAUUAACAUACAGAGUAAAAUCGUGCCUGUAUGUGGAGAUAUCGUAGAAGAGAAAUUGGGUUUAUCCGAUGAAGAUAUUCAGACAUUAUCACAACAGGUUUCAGUGGUGUUUCAUUCGGCAGCUACAGUCAAAUUUGACGAAGAACUUAGAUUAUCCCUUCAAAUGAAUGUUAUAGGUGUAAAAAGUUUAAUAGAAUUAUGUCAUAAAUUUAAGAAAUUAAAAGCUUUAAUCCAUGUAUCAACUGCUUACGCAAACUGUGAUAAAAAUGUUAUAGAAGAAAAAGUUUACGAUCCACCAUUAAACCCAAACAGACUUAUUGAUGCUGCAGAAUGGAUGGAUAAUGAUGCCAUGAAUUCAUUGACAGCUAAACUUCUCGGAAACAGACCUAACACCUAUACAUAUACAAAAGCCAUGGCUGAAUAUCUCAUCUUACAGGAAUGUGGCGAUUUACCUGUAGCUAUUGUUAGACCUUCUAUAGUUGGUUCUUCUUGGAAGGAACCGUUCCCUGGUUGGGUUGAUAAUUACAAUGGUCCAACAGGAUUACUGGUAGCUAUUGGUAAAGGUGUAUUGCGGUGCAUGAUGGGUAAUUUCAAUGGUACUGCCGAUAUUUUACCUGUAGAUAUAGCAACUAAUUUAAUGAUAACAGUUGGCUGGCAUACAGCAGUAAAUAAACCAGAAAAAUUAAUGGUAUAUAACAAUACAACCGGACAACUGAACAAAUUUACCUGGGGACAGAUGGAACGGUUUUCCUACGAAUAUUUUAUGAAGAAUCCUAUUGAUGAAAUAGCUAGAGUACCUAAUCCAAGAUUCACCAAAUAUUUACUAUGGAAAGAUCUGAAUGUGAUAUUCGAUCACCUGCUUCCAGCUUAUGUCAUGGACUUUUAUCUUUGGAUAGUAGGACGUAAGCCAAUUUUUGUGAAAAUUCAGGAUAAAUUAUGGAAGGCCGUGAAGAGUUUAGAAUUUUUUACGUCACAUGAAUGGAAGUUUGCUAAUGAUAAUAUCAACAUGUUAGCGGAACAUAUGACUGCUAAAGAUAGAGAGAUAUUUGAUUUUGAUGUGAGAAAGAUUAGAUGGGGACAGUAUAUGGAGAAUUAUUGUCUGGGAACAAAACAGUUUGUUCUUAAAGAGAAUCCACAACAUCUUCCUAAAGCUAGAAGAGCUCUUCAAAAAUUACAGAGAAUGCAUUUCUUGAUGAAUGCUGUUGUUUUUAUGGUGGUAUGGAGGUUAUUAAUCAAUCGAGUAUCCGUCGCUAAAUCUCUGUGGAAUCUUCUCAUAGGAUGGGCGCUUUUCAUCUUUCAAAAAAUACCCAAACUAGCAAGAUCAACAUAGGUUGUGUUCUCCAUAUUUUAAUAGUAGGUUGUAACAAGAUGCCUUGAAUUAGUCAGUAUUCACAAAACACUAAACUUCGGAACAAGAUUAGACAUUACUUUUAAGGUUUUGUCUUUGUCAGGAUUUCCAAAAUUCUGUUAAUUUUCAAACCACAUAAAAGCUAUAUUUUUUAUUAAUAUUUUAUAUUUAAUUAUUCUGAAAUUAAGCUUGAUGCUUUAUUGAAAAUUUUUAAUUAUUUAUUCACAUGACGGGACCUUUUAAAACUGACCUAUUCGUGUACGUGACACUUUGUUAUUGACAUGACGUCGUGACAUGUGACAUUUUGAAACUUAUUAUUGAUGUUACAACUAACAUUUUGAAACUUUUCAUUAUUCAGAAUAUUUGUUAUCAUCCAAGUUCAUCGUUUUAUUUACAUAAGUAUUUAUAUAAGUAUUUGUUAAAUAAUGAGCUGUUAGAACAAAUCUAAUCAUAGGUCAAAUCUUAGCUUAAAACAAUCUGAUUAAAAUUCAGGGCCCCGAUUCACAAAAUUUUAACUAAAGAUAAAAUACAAAUUUUAGUAGAUACCUCAAUUUUGAUUGGCUAAGCACUUAAAUCAAUCUAAUAUUAUCCAAUCAAAUUACUAAAAUUUGGAUUUUAGUUAAGUUUUCGUGAAUAAAAGCAGUGAUUUAUAUUUCGUUUCGUUUUUUUUUUACUUUCGAUGGCCUACACUACAUGAAGAUCUGACCAGUUGUAGUGGGAGGUUGCGUCAGAGGUCAUACGAGCGACUUUUGACCCUAUGACUUCAGACAUUUGAUUAACCAAUCAGCAUUGAUGUUACUAAUGGAUUACCCACAGUUCUGUGCAAAACACGCCUAAAGGUCGCCGUAACAGACCAUUUCAUUAGCUAUUCCCUCACAUCAUUCAGAACACGUCAAUGAUAACAACUCUUCCAGAUCCUAGUGUAGACAAGUAAAACGAAAUUUUGAACUAUAAAAACGAAACAAAAUAGAAUCUGUGUUUUAACCAGAUUGAGCUUAAAACAUUCAUUUAAUUCAUUUAAGUACAAAUAUAGGGCUGUUCUGUAUUUUAUUAAAGAUGCAUUAUGUAAGAGCUAAAUCUGCCGAUUGCAGGGUUUUAUUUUGACUUCAAAUGAUAUAUGAAUUAUUUUUUAAGCAUUUAUUCAUGUGACAAGCCUAUGAUCAACAGAUUUAUACAGAUUAAAAUAUGAUCGCUAUUUAAUGAUUUAAUUCAAAAAUGGCGAAGCAAGAUUGAGUCUAGAUUAACUAUGCUGCAAUGAUAAACAAUCUAAUUUUAAAUUUAAAACUUCAAACAGUGAUAACAUCGCUCAAAUAAAGUAAUUUUGAAUUAUCUAUUUUGGAACUAUCAUAUCAAGAUCGGCCAGCUCUUUAUCUAAAUCUUACAUAAUGCAUCUUUAAGGCUUCCUGUAGUUCUUGUUUCGUAUUCAGGCCUGGAAAGAAUAAAUUGAGUUUUACCUGACAAAAUAUCGAGUUGCAGACAUUUUGAGCUUAGUGCUGGCCAUAUAUUUAAAAUAUCAAUAAACUCCAUCUUUCCAGGCUUGAUUAUAUUGUAGACAUGUGUUGAUUAAUCAUACUUGAGUGCCAAUUACAUAAUAAUAUAAAGAAAUAUAUGAUUAUUGAAUAACAUUGUAAUAUGUUUUUAUUGUAUAUUCUAAUUCUUUUAUUGUAUAUUUACUAAUUUACUAAUAUAUAUAGAGACUAGUUUUAUAAUAACGUGUAUUAGUGGUUAUACACUAGAUAUACACUGUGUAUUACUGAUUAUUGACUAGUAUUAUACACUGUUAAUAACCCUGUAUUAUAGACUUGUAUAUACACUUUUAUUAGCCGUGUAUUACUGGUUAUUGACUAGUAUUAUACACUGUGUAUUACUGAUUAUUGACUAGUAUUAUACACUGUUAAUAACCGUGUAUUACUGUUUUACUAAUAAUAUAUAUUAUAUACUGAAUGUAGACUUGUGGUAUACACUGUUAAUAACUGUGUAUUACUGGUUAUUGUCUAGUAUUAUACACUGUUAAUACUGAAUAUAGACUUGUGGUAUACACUGUUAUUAGCGAUGUAUUACUGAUUAUAGACUAGUGUUAUACAGUUUAAUAACCAUAGAUUGGUAUUAUACACUGUUAAUAACUGUGUUUUACUGAUUUUAUAUGUCCUGCUGGGAAGGCCUAAAUAUGUCCUGCUGGGAAGGCCUAGUUGCCACACAUGUAGUAUUAGUUAAUUACUACUAUACAUAUAAAGGUAUCAUAUAAUGUUAUAAGUUUAGCCGCAGAUUGUCUUUUCCAUUUUUGAGUCAAUAUCUAAUAUUUCAUGACAUGAUUCAUUUAAUAAAAACCUCAAAGAUUUACUUAACAGUGCAUAUCUUUAUUCCUACUGAAGGGAAUUUAAACUAGAUUCAACUGUCUCUCAGAUGAUUGAUUGAUCAGAUUAGUUUUACUGUAUUUACCUGUUUUACAUCCUUCCAAGACUUUAUUUAAAUGUUUGUAUUAUUAUUAUUAUUAUAUACCAGGAACGAAUCCAGGGACGGUGGGGGGGGGGGGUGGCGAAAUAGACAGAAAUGACAUCCACAUUUUCCAAAUUUUCCUUACCUGCGUCUUGUUUUUUUAUGAACCUUCAGCGCUUAUUAAACAUACAUUAUGCAAGAGCUAAAUCUGUCUAUUGCGGGUCUUUCUUUAGGCCUGAAAUGUUAUAUAAACUAUUAAUUAGACAUUAAUUAACGUAUCUAGACCAUAAUCAACUCUCAAUGCAAUCUUACAUGUCGGAUUUUCACUGGAUUUGAAUCCGAUCUGCUGCUCAACGCUCAUUGAUGAUUAAAUCCAAAAAUGGAUAAUUGAGACUAUGUUUUUUAUCGUACUGACUUUAGUAAUGAUCAAGGCUAGGCCUAAAAUUCAGUCGCUAAUAUCUCGGUUCAGGGUGGAGCAAUUUGACUGAAAUUUUCAGCAUAUUGCCUUGACAUUAUCUAGUUUUGAACUAAUAUAGUGAGAACUGCCAGCUCUUUAUCUAAUCUUCCAUAAUGGCCCUUUAAUUGCCACUACAACACUUUAAUAUUUAGAUCUGAAGUUUAUGGACCCCCCCCCCCCCCCCUCCCCCCCCCCCCCCCCGCUGAAAAUCAUGGAUCCGCCCCCUGCAUGUGUUAUGAUAGUUGUAGUUUUUGUACAUUUGUAUGUUUCUAUCAAGUGUUUAAUAUACAGAGAUAUCAUUUACACAUAGUAACGCUUCACCAUAUUUAAAGAUACAUUAUGAAAGAGUUAAAUCUGUCUAUUGCUGGUCUUUCUUUAAGCCUGAAAUGUUAUCUAAAUUAUUAAUUAGACAUUUAUUAACAAAACAAUAUGCUAUUUGAACAUACAUUAUGCAAGUGCUAAAUCUGCCUAUUGCAGGUCCUUCUUUAGGCCUUCCGGUUUCCUCCCAUUGCUAAAGACCCCUACGCGGAAGCGAAUUAUGGAAAUAAAAUUGAACCAUAUGUUAGUCCCGAAAUUACCUAGUUUGUGUUGUGUGGACGUUAAACCCUAUUUUCUGUCUCCUCUUCUUUAGGCCUGAAAUGUUUUCUAAAAUUAUAAACUAUUAAUUGGACAUAAAUACAAAGAAUGUGGGGGCCCUUUGGGACUAAAUCUUAUGAAAUUGUAUAGCCAUUCUUUGCUAAAGAUUUCAAUCUAAAAUGGAUCAAAUAUUUAUGUCGUGAAAAGCCCAAUUAUUUGUAUCGUAACAUUUCUACUUGCGUUGAUUAACAUGAAAAAACUAUAAUCAACUCUCGAUGCUAUCUUAUGUGUCUGAUUUUCAUUGGAUUUGAAUCCGAUCUGCUGUUCAACGUCUGUUGAUGAUUAAACGCAAAAAUGGAUAAUCAAGACUUUGUUAAUUAUCGUGACAGCGGUAACAAUGAUAAUCAAGACUACAAUUUCGCGGCUUAGGGUGAAGCAAUUUGAUUCAACUUUUCAGCACCUUUUUCUAUUUACAUUAUCUAGUUUUUAAAUAUUCUAAUGAUAACUACCAGCUCUUUAUCCAAUCUUCCAUAAUGUAUCUUUAAAUAAGCAAGGCUACAUUCACUGUAACCCAGGUAUUAUUCACCAUUAAUUUCUUUAACAUUCAUCCAAUAUAAAAUCUUUGUUUGAAAAUUCUUAAUCGUUUAAAAUCACAAAAAAAUCAUCUAACUUGUACUUAUAUCCAGUUUAAAUACUCAAGAUUAAAUGAUACCUGUGUUACAGUGAUUAUUUCGUUAUUUAUAAAUCCUUAAUUUGUAAAAUGUUCAACUUUGUUUUUGUGUGUUUUGAAAUGUUUGCUGUGAAAUGUAGUUUUCCAAAGUCACUACUUAUUGUAACCAUGUUUUUUGGGGGUGUCUUUUUGUUCUCCACCAUUUUGUGCAUUGUCAUAGCAGCAGGUAUUUCAAGGAAAGUAAAAUAUUUAUUUAACAGUAGUGUACCUGUAUGUGGUAUUACUCACUAACCUAAAAAUAAAAUGAAAUGGGGGUUUAACACCCUACUGUUCUGAAAUGGGGGGUUUAACGUCCUACUGUUCUGAAAUGGGGGGGGUUUAACGUCCUACUGUUCUGCUCCGAACUGGGCUAAUGAAGAUGGGCAUACGCCAUACAGUGUGCUCUGAGAGACAUUUUGCCUGGACGGUGGCGCUAAGGCCUACUCUUAUAUCGAAUUCCAACUUCCAAGGGAUCUUUUACAUGCACACCAGUGUGUGCAUGGGACCACUGACCAACAGAGUUUUCUCUGGGUCCUCCCGCUGUUAAAUACCCCAUACGUGCAAGCAAAUUAUUGAAAUAAACCAUAUGUUAGUCGCGAAAUGACCUAGCUUGUGUCGAAUGGACGUUAAAUCUCAGUAUCAUGUGAGAUACACAUUGAAAACCUGUAUUUAAAUAAAGAUAUCACUGCCACUGGUAUUUUUAAUGUGAACUACUUGUUUUCCCUAAACAUAACAAAAUGGCCAUUUAUCAUAUUGUUAGGAAAGGGUUCUACAUAGAAGAAUAUAUGUAAAUAAUGAUUAAUAAUGUUGAUUUAUAACAAGUAGGGCCCGUGUGUAAGAUAUGUAAUUCCUGUUCAUGUUUAUUUUGUUAAUAUUAUUGAUUAUUGUUUAAAUCUAAGAUAGAUAUAUUUACAUCAAAAAUCAUUUACUGCUUUUAAUUACUAAGGGUAUGCUCAAUUGUCAAUCUGACAAAAUUACAAUUUGAUUAAAAUACAGAUGUAUAUUU